Protopolystoma xenopodis is the source of this 306-nucleotide messenger RNA. Lineage: Eukaryota; Metazoa; Platyhelminthes; Monogenea; Polystomatidea; Polystomatidae. The record is from the annotation of a GenBank genome assembly.
AUGAUUAUUGUGAUUCCUUUGGCCAAGCGGAGUGGCUUGAUCGAAUGGUGCGAGGGUACUCGACCUUUAGGAGCCUGGCUGGUUGGUGAUGAACGCCGUUUAGGCUUAUCUGUCGAGGAUGGAGUCGCUAGAGGGUCUGGUAACAUGGGUGCUCAUUUGCGCUACCGACCUGAUGACAUGAUUCCGGCUUCGGCUAAGAAAAUGCUGGUCUCUGUGCGAGACAAACCAAUCGACAAAAAGCUUUUUGUGUUCAAGGAGAUAUGCGAGAAACUCAAGUAUGCAUGCUUAGAAAGAAAUUACUUUUAA